Messenger RNA from Cyprinodon variegatus (sheepshead minnow), 794 nucleotides. RefSeq names its product leucine-rich repeat-containing protein 24-like. The record is from RefSeq and is a predicted model, not a curated record. Bases 130 to 771 code for a protein of 213 amino acids. Lineage: Eukaryota; Metazoa; Chordata; Actinopteri; Cyprinodontiformes; Cyprinodontidae. The transcript has a single exon. Gene Ontology annotation, molecular function: protein binding.
UUUCAGUCUCUGUCAUCUCUGCAGUUUCUGGAGAAGCUGGACCUGAGCUUCAACCGACUGCGCUGGCUUCCGCAGGACUUUACUCUGCAUCUGUCCUCCCUUCAGGAGCUCCGCCUGGACCACAACCUGAUGCAGCACGUCGACUCCUCCUCACUGAGAAACUGUGACAACCUGAAAAAACUAGACCUGAGCCACAAUCGUAUCCGAACUAUAGACAUCAAAGCUUUCAACAGCCUCUCUCGACUGCGACUGCUGAACUUGGAGAGAAACAGGUUGAAUGUGCUGCAAGACGGGCUGCUGAGCCGGCAGCAGAGUCUGGAGGUGCUCCUCCUCGGUCACAACAACAUCUCCUUGGUGGAAGCUGAGGCCCUGUCACCGCUGCGCAGUUUGACCCUGCUGGGCCUCCAGGGAAAUCAGCUGCAGCACAUCAAGUUCAAGACCUUCCUGAAGUUGCAGACCAUCAGCACCCACCUGCAGAUGUCCCUCAACCCCUGGACCUGCGACUGCGACCUGCAGCGAGUCUUCGGGAAGAUCCAGAACGUCCGACACCUGCAUGUGGAGGACUACAAGGCCAUCCUCUGCCAGGCUCCUCCUCAGCAGGCUGGGAGCACGCUUGCGUCGAUGGACAGCCAGCUGUGCAUGGCAGAGACGGCUUCGGUGCUGGUCAUCACCAUCACCGUGAUGCUGGCGGUGAUCGGUGCCCUGGUCAAAGCUGAACGGAACCGCAAGAACAAACAGGCUGCAAGUGAUGCAGAGUCUGCAGAUAAAUGACUGGAUGCUUUUUGAAGAGUCUU